CCCAUCAUGUAUAAAAUGCCUUCAGUGAAUGCACCUUAUUAUGAUCUGAACCUCUAUAGAACGUUUUCAUAUCUGAGCUCUUCAAGCUGGAAGUGCAGAUUUUUUGUAGGCUUCAUUUGUUGGUAUAUAUGCAAGCAAGAAUAUUGAAGCAACAAUCUUUACCAAGUCCGAGAGAAUGUUUCACAGAAAGGCACUGAUGAUAGUUGUUUUCCUUAUAUUUUUAUCGGUCUUCUCUCUACCCGUGGAAACUGAAGGAAGUAUCUACAAGAAGAUGGCUGAAGCCAUGAUGCAUCACAUGAUGUCAGGCUGGAGCGACGGGUGGCAAAGCAAGGGAAUCACACUGGGCUUGAAAUCAAAAGGAAUGACGGCCAUUAUUCCUAUUCCGUUGCCAGUUCCAGUUUUCACCAAGGAUAAAGGAGGUGGCGGUGGUGGAGGUGGCGGUGGUAAAGGUGGAGGUGGUGGUGGAGGAGAGAAAAUCAAAUAUAUUCCUAUCCCAGUACCUGCUGGAGGUGGGAAAGAGAGUGAUUGGUGGAGAUAAAAUUAAUUCCCUGAUCAUUACUUUCAGCUGGAUCUGAAAUACAUUUACCUCAUUUCCUUUCAUCCUGUACAUACAUGAACCAUAAUAAAGAUUGUAGAAAUA
This is a messenger RNA of Stegodyphus dumicola, 640 nucleotides long. RefSeq lists its product as uncharacterized. NCBI's taxonomy places the organism in Eukaryota, Metazoa, Arthropoda, Arachnida, Araneae, Eresidae. The record is from RefSeq and is a predicted model, not a curated record.